Messenger RNA from Eucalyptus grandis, 681 nucleotides. RefSeq lists its product as uncharacterized. Bases 58 to 525 code for a protein of 155 amino acids. NCBI's taxonomy places the organism in Eukaryota, Viridiplantae, Streptophyta, Magnoliopsida, Myrtales, Myrtaceae. The record is from RefSeq and is a predicted model, not a curated record. The transcript has a single exon.
CCCCCAAACCCAUCUUAUACUCUCAACCUCUCCCUUCUCCUUAAACCCUAAGCAACCAUGCAAUCGACUUCCUUCUUGCCCUCGACGCUUCCUUGCCUCCCCACAUUCUCUCGCUCCACAAACCUGACGAAGAAAGCGACUGCCAGGAAACCCGAUGUGAGUAUUUUCGCGGCAUCAAGGAGAGAAGAGGACUACCGUCAGGACAGGUACUUGGGCGGCCAUCUAGUGGACCUGGACAUGAUCGUGCUCCGGAAGCGGAUCCACGAGAUGAGCAUGGCAGAGCGGGGCCAUGAGCCGCCCCCCGAGUGGAUGGGCUGGGAGAAGCGCUGCUAUGCAAGCUACGACUCCAUUAUAUGCGAAACCGUGGGGUUCCUGCAGUCUCGGAUGAUGAACGCUAGGCCCGGGGUUGUUCUCGGAGUGGCGGCUUUGCUGGCGAUGAGUGUGCCGACAUCUUCGGCGUUGGUCUUGUUCCGUCUGGCCGAGAUGGCCAGAGAGAUCUUGGCAAAAUAUCAUCUCUGCGCCUAGUAACCCCAGUCAGUCGUCGUCACUAACUUAUGAGGCAAUGUUCAAUUUGAGAUAUUUCCAACCGAAUGUUGGGGUUGUGCUUUUUAAUUAAUCCUCCACCUCCAUGAAUAAUAUCUCGUGAUGCAAAAGCGUUUACAUCAGCAAAUAUGCUUAACA